GGAUCGGGAUCGGGAUCGGGACCGGGAUCGGGAUCGGGAUCGGGAUCUGGACCUGGACCUGGACCUGGCGGCUUAAACCCUCUAUCCUUUGAUGCUGCCAGCAGCAGCAAGGCUCUGCAGAUCAGCAGCACUGUGCCACCACUGGGGUUGGAAAGCUCAGCUGAGAAUGGAAGUGAUCUGGCCAAGAAGAGGAAGAGAGCAAAUGUUCCUGCGGCAGAUGGUGGCAGAAAUUUAAACCUCGACAUUCCGAUGGGAUUGCCAAUGUCAGACCCGACUGCCUGGGCCACUGCAAUGAACAACCUGGGGAUGGCUCCGCUGGGGAUGACAGGACAGCCCCUGCUGCCAGAUUUUGAUCCUGCUCUUGGGAUGAUGACUGGAAUCCCUCCCAUCAACCCGAUGAUGCCAGGCUUGGGGAUCGUGCCACCUCCCAUCCCUCCAGACAUGCCUGCUGUGAAGGAGAUCAUUCACUGCAAAAGCUGCACUCUCUUCCCACCUAACCCACAUCUUCCCCCUCCAGCAACAAGGGAGAGGCCCCCGGGGUGUAAGACAGUGUUUGUUGGAGGGUUGCCAGAGAACAGCACUGAGCAGAUCAUCAUGGAAGUGUUUGAGCAGUGUGGGGAAGUCAUUGCCAUUCGGAAGAGCAAGAAGAACUUCUGCCACAUCCGCUUUGCUGAGGAGUUCAUGGUGGACAAGGCUCUUUAUCUCUCUGGCUAUCGCAUAAGGCUGGGCUCCAGCACAGACAAGAAGGACACUGGGCGCCUGCACGUGGACUUUGCUCAGGCCCGGGACGACUUGUAUGAGUGGGAGUGCAAGCAGCGGAUGCUGGCACGUGAGGAGCGGCAUCGCAGGCGACUGGAAGAGGAACGCUUCCGCCCACCCUCCCCACCACCCGUUGUGCAUUACUCUGACCAUGAGUGCAGCAUUGUCGCCGAGAAACUGAAAGAUGACACAAAGUUCCUGGAAGCCAUCCAGACCUUGCUGACCUGGAUAGAGCGUGGCGAAGUGAACAGGAGGACUGCCAACAACUUCUACUCCAUGAUCCAGUCAGCCAACAGCCACGUUCGCAGGCUGGUGAAUGAGAAAGCAGCUCAUGAGAAAGAGAUGGAAGAAGCUAAAGAGAAAUUCAAACUUGCUCUCUCAGGGAUUCUGGUGCAGUUCGAGCAGAUAGUGGCCGUGUACCAUUCUGCCUCCAAACAAAAGGCUUGGGACCAUUUCACGAAAGCUCAGCGUAAGAACAUCAGCGUGUGGUGCAAACAAGCAGAGGAAAUCCGUAAUAUUCAUAAUGAUGAGCUAAUGGGUAUUCGAAGAGAGGAGGAAAUGGAAAUGUCUGAUGAAGAAAUAGAAGAUCCAUCAGAGAUGAAAGAAACAGAAGAAUCGGCGCUAGUGUCACAGGUGGAAGCCCUGAAAGAAGAGAAUGACAGCCUGCGCUGGCAGCUGGAUGCCUACCGCAACGAGGUGGAGCUGCUGAAGCAGGAGCAGGGCAAAGCCAGCAGGGACGAGGACACCACUAAGGAGCAGCAGAUGAAGCUUCUCCAGCAGGCUCUGCAGGGGAUGCAGAAGCACCUUUUGAAAAUACAAGAUGAAUACAAGAAGAGAGAAGCUGAGUUAGAAAAAGUGAGAGAAGACAAACUAAAAAUAGAGACAUUAUUGGAAAACCUGAAGGAGCAGCAACGCAUCACAGAUGAAGAGGACAGGGAGAGAGAUGCAAUUGAUUGUCAAGGGAAUGAGAGCAGCGCAUCCAGGGUUUGUGUGUGUAGCCAGGAGAAGGACUGUCCAGUGGAGAAGACGUUGAGCAACAGCCCUGUGAAAUCUGAACGAGAAGUCCUAUUGGUUGGAAUAAUUUCAACAUUUCUUCAUGUGCACCCGUUUGGAGCGAGCAUUGAGUACAUCUGCUCCUACCUGCAGCGUCUGGACAGCAAGAUCUGCACUGCAGAAGUGGAAGUUCUCAUGACUCGACUCCAGAACACGUUCAGGCAGGAGCUGAGUGGGGUUGGAGCCAGCCUGGAGAAAAGGUGGAAGUUUUGUGGAUUUGAUGGCUUGAAAAUGACUUGAACUUUGACUUAGUGCUGCAGCCAACAGUGGGAGACAUGCUCCAAGGGGUAUCUCUGACCUCUAUUCAUGCUGACUCCUGCAUGCCUGUGGGCUUGGGUGCUGGGAAGUGGAAGUCCAGAACAGCACUGGAAGAACCUUCAAGUUCUGUAGCUCUUUGAUCAGUUAUUUGUUCACAGGCAAGUGCUGUUCAAUAUAUUUGAUGAAAGAAACUCAUGUCUGAUGUUCUGAAACACAACAUGGUGAUUGUUCUGUUUUGCCGAUGUUGUAUGUGUUCUGUGUACCCAAAUUUCUUACCCUGUACCUUCUUUUUACUGGUAGAAACAGCCCUAGACUGCCCUGAAGCAACAGCAAAGAGGCAUUUUCUGGUUUCUAGAACCACCAAAGGAGAUUAAAAAGAAAAAGGCUUUUUUUUUUUAAACAUUUCUAUGAUUAACACCUGAGGUAUGUUUAAACAGAUUUAGGUGGCUCCAAGUUCUCUAAGCCAAACAACUGCUUCUUGUUCAUACCGUUUUCCCUGCUGAUGGUUCAAUGGGUAUGCUGAGGUGGAGGCAAUGUUUGCAGGAGCUGGCUGAUUCUGGCUGUGCCACUGGUAGUCUGUGCAUUGCAGAGCCAGUCUGUAAAUACAGACCCUGCUGGCACCCAUCCCUCAAGCACUGGCAUGCUGCCCUAGGGUCACCUCCAGCCAGCCUGGAUUUAUCCCUUUCCCCCUUCAGAUCUCUGAGCCCUGGUAACUCCUGCAUGAAGAGCCAUUUCCUCCUUAGAGACAGCAAGCCUGCUGCUGGUUUGACUGACCCAUAACCAAAGGAUCCCAGAUUCUUCUGCUGACACCAGGCUUGGAGCUAGAUAUUGAUACACUGGCCCUUCCCUUUUCUCCCCUCAUCAUUCCCUGACAGAGGAGAAUAUUGCUUGUGUUCCUGAUCCCUUUAACCAGUUGUCCCAAGGCCCUGAAGUCUCUCUUGGUUGCCCUUGGACUUCUUGCUGAACUUCAUCCCUGCCUACCUGACAAGUCAAUAGUGGAUAAAUUAGGGCUGUGCCAGGAUGGGAAGCUUCCUCUUCACAUCUUUAGCCCAGAUCCCAGGGAGGCAGCAGAGGUCCCGGAGAAAUGAGUCAGCUGUUCAUGGUGUGCCUUCUGCUCCCCUCAGAAGAGGCUUCUGUGACCCAUCUUUUCUCCUUAUGGAAGCAGUUUUGACAGGACAUAGGCUGACUUAACCUCUGACUCCUUCAACCAUGUCCUUAUUAUUGUUGGUUCCACAUGCAGAGCCUUGUGCCUGUUGUAGGUGGGACCUGGUGAGGUGGUCAUGGAGGAGACAUGCCUGCUGUGCUGUGCUGGAACCUGUCACCACUGCCCCCAUCCCUUCAGGUGUCAGAGCACAGGGCAGUCUGUGCUCAGCACAGACCUCCCCUGAGGAAAAUCAGGGAAGGAACUUGAGAAAGUAGGACUGUUAGAGCCAGUGGGCAGAGCACACAGGAGCUGGGGCUUGUCCUUGACGCUAGAGCCAGAGGGCAUCAGCUGGAUGAGCUGGGCACAGCGGCUGGUUUUACCCUGCAGUGUGGAAGCGAUGCAGCAGAAGGGCUUGUUGGGUUCCAGUCCUCUAGCAUGUUGGAUGCAGGGAGGACGUGGGAUUUGGACAGGCCACCUUGGCCAGCAAGAGCUAUCCUGUGGGAGCUGAUUCUGCCUGUGGACCAGGCAGUUGUUCGGUGGGGAAGCAGAAGCUGGGACCUGUGGAGUGAUGGCUCCAUGCUGUAAGAGCAGGUGAAGCUGAAUGGGGCCUGGGUCCUACUGCUUCCCAUCUCCAGGCUUUCUCCACUCAGGCCCAUGGGAGGGACUGGGAUCUCCCUGACAUCUCAUGUGCUCUUGGCCACGAGGAGAAGGCUGUGCUGCAGAUGGGCGCCCUGGAUGGUGGGGAGGCAAAUGGGAUGCUGCUUCAGGUACCAAACCUCCUCUGUCUACAGAGAGCUCGGGGAUAGUAUCGGACACCUCCUGGAGCUGGAGCUGCAGGUGAGGGCCCUGGGCAGUGCUCCAGGUACAGGCAGCGGGAAUGGGUGAAGGGAAUGCAUCCCGUUGUCCCUGCUCUAGCACCCAAGGCUUGCUCUAUGAGAAGCAGGUGAAAGCCCAUCUAAAGCAACACAUGUUCAAUGGUUGUGGCACUGCGGGGAACUUGUAUUUUUGAGAAAUAAACGUUUUUAUAGGCAAA
This is a messenger RNA of Melopsittacus undulatus (budgerigar), 4247 nucleotides long. RefSeq names its product ecto-NOX disulfide-thiol exchanger 2 (gene ENOX2). The record is from RefSeq and is a predicted model, not a curated record. Gene Ontology annotation, cellular component: external side of plasma membrane; plasma membrane. The transcript has 15 exons. Lineage: Eukaryota; Metazoa; Chordata; Aves; Psittaciformes; Psittaculidae. Gene Ontology annotation, biological process: ultradian rhythm. Gene Ontology annotation, molecular function: RNA binding; oxidoreductase activity. Bases 250 to 2052 code for a protein of 600 amino acids.